This is a messenger RNA of Beta vulgaris subsp. vulgaris (sugar beet), 1551 nucleotides long. RefSeq lists its product as uncharacterized. The coding region runs from base 1 to 1551 and encodes 516 amino acids. The record is from RefSeq and is a predicted model, not a curated record. Gene Ontology annotation, biological process: DNA repair; telomere maintenance. Gene Ontology annotation, molecular function: DNA helicase activity. The transcript has 5 exons. NCBI's taxonomy places the organism in Eukaryota, Viridiplantae, Streptophyta, Magnoliopsida, Caryophyllales, Amaranthaceae.
AUGACAAAUACCCUAUUGCUUCAGAUAUUGAUAAGAUUAUUUGUGCUGAGCUGCCCGAUCAAGAAUGAAGAUCAAGCUGACGGUGAGUACAUGAUGCACGGUCGAUGUGGUGCAGUAAACACAAAUACUCUGUGUAUAAUUGACAAGCAAUGUAGUAAGCAUUUUCCCAAGAGGUUCAUUGAUGCCACUAAAGUGGAUGAUGAAGGAUAUCCAGUGUACAGGCGAAGAGAUAAUGGAUCUACAUUUGACAAGAAUAUAAACAAGGGUCAUAAUAGGGUUACAGUUGCGGCUUAUCAAGAUAAACAGAAGAAGGUGAAGCGUAGAAGAGAUAAAGAUAUGCAAUGUAAUGAAAAAUAUGAAGAAGCUAGAGAGCUUACUUAUGUGGAGUUCCCUACAAAAUUUGUGUGGAAGCAGGCUCAGAGAGAGUGGACACCAAGAGCUAAAGGUUUCACAAUAGGACGAAUCUACCACGUCUUACCAGGAUCUGGAGAGAAGUUCUAUCUUAGAACUUUACUCAAUUUUGUAAAAGCCGCGACAUGCUACGAAGACAUUAGAACGGUUGAUUGUGUAGUGUAUCCUACAUUCAAGGAAGCUUGCUACACAAGGGGGUUACUUAAUGAUGACAAGGAUUAUGUUGACGCAAUAACAAAAGCAAGUUUUAGAGAAUCAAGCUGGAUGAAGUUUGACAGAAGACUUGGCAGAUACUGUCUGAUGUCAUUCUUUUCAAGCAGCGUGCUAUUCAAAAAAAUAAAGUUAACUGACGAUCAAAUUGAAGUUUUUGCAUUGGCCGGGAUUGAAACCAUACUCCAAAGUAAUGGUACCAGCUUGCGUAGAUUCAGUGAAAUGUCUUUUACAGAUGAACUAAUCAUGUUUGAAAGAAAUAACAAGCUCAUAGCCGACAAGCUUUCUUAUGAUGUAGAGGAAAUAACCUCAGAACAUGACAAAUUGUAUAAAGGUUUGACUGAUGAGCAGUCGAUGAUCUAUCAGGAAGUAUUGGAUGUUGUGUCGAGUCAAGGAGCUGUAUUUUUCGUUUACGGCUACAGAGGGACGGGUAAAACAUAUGUUUGGAAGACAUUAUGUGCUGCAAUAAGAAAGAUGGGCGAAAUUGUAUUGUCGGUAGCUUCGAGUGGAAUUGCUUCUCUCCUCCUUCCACGAGGAAGAACAACUCAUUCUAGAUUUGGUAUCCCUUUGAAUGUAACUGAGAAUUCUACUUGCGCCUGCAUUCAACCUGGGUCGAAUUUAGUUGCUCUUCUUAUUAAGACAAAAUUUUGGGAUGAAGCUCCAAUGAUGCAUAAGUAUUAUUUUGAAACACUUCUUAGAAGUUUGAGGGACAUAAUGAGGUCGGUUGAUAGGGAUAACUUGCAUCGACCUUUUAGAGGUAAAGUGAUGGUAUUCGAUGGUGAUCUCAUGCAGAUAUUAUCAGUUGUACUGAAAGGAACUAGCCAAGAUAUCAUGUUCGCCACCGUUAAUUCGUCUUACUUAUGGGAUUCGUGUAAGGUGCUAAGACUUACUCGCAAUAUGAGAUUACAAUCAGGAUCUUUGAAAUCUUAG